AGAGGAAGAUGGGAGAAGGAGAGGCGCAUGGAAACGAUGUAUCUACACAUGAGAUACACAAGCAAGAUCAUGGAAGCGUUCUCAGUCAGAAGUGUUGUGCAUGAUGCACUGAAGCGCGUGGUGGGAGAGGAAGCAGACACAUGGCUGGACGAUAUCGUCUUUGGAUGGUCGUACAAUGAUCCGAUCGCCGCGUACGUUUGUAAGCCUAAGAGAAUCUUCAGGGACUUUAACCUCGAGCAAUGGUCGAAGGAUUAUGAUGCGGCAAGGUGCCCGUGCAGAUCUCAGAGGUACGAGCCUCUCCUCAGUAGCAUACCAAUCGAGCUCAUCCCAGGGUCGACACACCAGCACGUAGUCACGAUGAGCCCGGAGAUCACAGAUAACUACAGGCUCAGGGCCAUGCUGAAGGAAGGGCUGAACCAUGUCCCUCUGAAAGCGUUAGAUAUCGAGGAGGCUCUCUACGAGAUGGGACAACUCUUGGACAGGCUGGCGGAUGCUUCAGUCGGGGUACUGCAACUCAGCGACAGGAAAAGGAGGCUGAUGAAAAAACUGGCUCUAGACAAGGCGAGGACGAAGAUGUCCAGAUACUGGAACAAGCACCGUCAUGUCUCUGCCGAACCCAUUGAUCAGGCGAGCAUCAAAAAAGAGAUUGAAUUCAUCUCCAGGAGGUUCCUGGUCUUAGCAACGGACAAAGCAGCCAAUACGCCAACUUACGUUUGUGUCAACUUCAUCAGAGAACUGGCAUUGCAGAGGUUAUCCAGCCCGGACUUCGUGUUGCUGCAUGAGGAACCUGAAUUGUUGGAAGCUGCUAUGCAUGCGGAGACGGCGCACCUUGUAGCUCUCCCGCGUACCGGAGUAAAUCUUCCGUAUCUGAUGGCGAUCUUCAAAGCGCACAAGGGCACCUUUCGAUGGAUCACUAACACGGCCAACUCUUCAGUUUCGGCAAUGGCCGAGGUGUGCGCCUGCCUGCUCAGCUUCCUGGUCCCCUCGGUUCGAGACUUCUGCGAAGAAAAAAGCUUGUUAAUGGAAGCCGAGUACGGAACAAAGCCUAACCUUUGGUGGCCAGUCUCGUCGAUCGGCGAGUUUGCAGCCAGCCUUCCGCAAAUGGUGUCGUCCGUCUACACGGCUGACAUUACCAGGUGCUUCGAGCUAAUCCCUACGGAUUCAUCGGAGCAUAGCUUGGUCGCCGCGGUUAAGUUUUUUGUAGAAUGUGCCAUGGCACACAGACGCGACAGGAGCUCGCGGGACUCGAUCAAAAUCAGGGUCACCAACGGGGGCAGUAUGUUCGCAUCAUGGACGGACAAGCAUCUCUGCCCACCUGAAGACUGCAUGCAUUUCACAGAGAAAGAGGUCGUGUGGGUGACGGAGUGGUGUGUCUCGCACAGCCUAGUGCAGAUGGGGGGAGAAGUGUGGAAACAAGUGUUGGGAAUACCAAUGGGGCUGGCAUGCUCACCAGUGUGGUGCGACGUCUAUUUUUUUAAGUACGAAUACCAGGCGAUGAUCAGAUUAUUGGAACAUAAAUUGUACGAGUCGGUGCAAUCCUUCAGGGACACGUUCAGAUAUGUGGACGAUAUCUGCUCUCUGAACAACGCGGCGGUAGGAGACUGCUUCCGGUCAGAGUGCGAUCAGAUUGCGGACCCCAAGUGGAUCUACCCUGCUGAGUAUAUCGAGAUUAAGGAAACAACGGUGCUCAAGGGAGAUGACGGGCAAGGCAUCGUAGCCAACUUCCUCAACAUGACGAUCUCGGUCUCCUCUGCUGAACAAGGCGAAUUCGCGACGGCGAAAUGCGACAAGAGACACGAUCUGGGCUUUGUGCCUUGCAGGUACACGAGAUUCAACUCAAACAGGAGUACAGCGCAAUCCUUGCAAAUCAUCACCGCGCAGACUGCACUGAUCCUGAUCCUAUGCACUGACCCGACGGAGGCCACGUCCGAGAUACGCCGCGUGGUGGCGGGGAUGACUGACAACGGGUACGAGUCGCGCAGAUGUUGGGACGUCGUCAAGAAGGUCCUCAAGAACCAUCAGCGCUAUCAGCCGAGCAGGGUUAAUUUGCAGAUAACCCUCGAGAUUUUAGAGCAGACGUGCGCAAUGCACUAAGCGUGUCUGUGUCGGUGUGUGUGCAGCAUCCAGAGGUAUACGCUGUACCUGUACACAGAAUGAGAAAUCAUGUACAAUCCAUCAUUGCAGUGUAUCAGCAUACGGCGUAUGCUGACCCUGUG
Messenger RNA from Chara braunii, 2216 nucleotides. The record is from the annotation of a GenBank genome assembly. Lineage: Eukaryota; Viridiplantae; Streptophyta; Charophyceae; Charales; Characeae.